AUGGCGAAGAGAGAAGCGGAUGCAAGCGGUAGCGCUAGCGAUUUGACCAACAGUAAUGAUUAUGGGGGUACCGUGUCCCCGAAAUCACCUGAAGACGAGAGAACGGAAGGUCCAUCAAGUCAGCAUGACCAGGACCUCAAAAGCGUCCUGGUUACCAGCAUUUUAAACCUGGAAAAGCUCGACGUUGACCUUUACAGAGGGACGCACCACUGGGUCCCCCGCACUCAGCGUUUGUUCGGCGGUCAAAUAGUCGGACAGGCCCUUGUUGCUGCUGCUAAAUCAGUCAGCGAUAAUCUCUAUGUCCAUUCUCUGCACUGCUACUUUGUACGAACAGGGGAUCCUAAGAUUCCAGUGCUGUACCAGGUGGAUCGCACAAGAGAUGGUCGCAGUUUCACGGUACGCUCGGUGAAGGCCAUCCAGCAUGGGCAGCCGAUAUUUAUCUGCCAAGCGUCCUUCCAGAUGCUGCAGCCGAGUCCCCUGCAGCACCAGUUCACCAUGCCGCAGGUCCCACAGCCUGACGACCUCCUCACUGUAGAGGAGCUUAUUCAUUUGUAUCUCAGUAAACCAGACCUGGCAGAGAAAUCCAAACAAGGCCUUAAUAAACUGCUGGCAAAUGAGGUCCCUAUUGAGAUAAAGCCAGUCAACCCACCACACUUUUACAGAUCUGCUGCAAGCGAGCCGAAGAAGCUGUUCUGGGUGCGAGCACGAGGAUAUAUUGGUGAGGGCAACAUGAAGUUGCAUUGCUGCGUUGCUGCUUAUGUAUCAGACUUUGCAUUCCUGGGCACAGCGCUGCUGCCUUAUCCCAACUACAGAGCCCACUUCUCAGCCUCCCUGGACCACGCCAUGUGGUUCCACAACACUUUCCGCAGCGAUGAGUGGAUGUUGUAUGAGUGUGAGAGCCCGUGGGCAGGGGGCAGCAGGGGACUGGUUCAAGGCCGCCUGUGGAGGAGAGACGGGGUGCUGGCUGCCUCGUGUUCACAGGAGGGCGUCCUGAGAGUGAGGCCAGUCACAGAGUCCAGCAAACUAUAAGCACAUUCACAAGACAUCUUUAAGUUUUAUUUAUUUGAAUUCCAGUCAUUGAAAUUAUGUUUGAUUUUUUAUACAUUAAAUGUUUAAUAUAAUAUAUAAUCAAAGCUAUAUUUUGUAUUUCCAGCUAAUGAAAAAUUAAAAGGUUCUAAUAAAUGAAUGCUUGUGAUUUCUUAGGUGAAAAGUGUUUGCAUGUUUCUCACAAAGAAAAGUUACAUUAAAUUAAAUUAAUGAAUUUGCAUCUUCAUUCAUGCUUAUAUGUAAAAUUCAACAACGUCAAGACCAAAUUCUUCUGUAAGGGUGCAGCUUUAAGUUUUAAAGUGUGACAAUUCUUACAGGUCACUUUUCACGAUGACACAAUAAAGAAAAACAAACUA
Molecule: messenger RNA, 1403 nt
Organism: Plectropomus leopardus (leopard coralgrouper)
Lineage: Eukaryota; Metazoa; Chordata; Actinopteri; Perciformes; Serranidae
Gene: acot8
Product: acyl-CoA thioesterase 8
Biological process (GO): fatty acid catabolic process; acyl-CoA metabolic process
Cellular component (GO): peroxisomal matrix
Molecular function (GO): fatty acyl-CoA hydrolase activity
Source: RefSeq, a predicted model, not a curated record